Molecule: messenger RNA, 1887 nt
Organism: Anopheles coustani
Lineage: Eukaryota; Metazoa; Arthropoda; Insecta; Diptera; Culicidae
Product: monocarboxylate transporter 7
Exons: 5
Coding region: 1-1539 (512 amino acids)
Biological process (GO): transmembrane transport; monocarboxylic acid transport
Molecular function (GO): monocarboxylic acid transmembrane transporter activity
Source: RefSeq, a predicted model, not a curated record
AUGGCAGCCAGUGUUGGGACGCCGUCCAAGCGUGUCCCGCCGGAGGGUGGCUGGGGGCUCCUAGUGGGCGUCGGGAUGGCCGCCAUGUUCGUCGUCACGCUGGGAUCGUUGCCCUCGUUCGGGCUCAUGUUUGGUGACUUCCUGACCGAGCUGGGCGAGGAAACGGGGGCCAUCGCGCUCAUCACCAGCUGCUUCUUCAGUGCGCUCAGCUUCGCCGGCCUGUUCACCAACACGCUGAUGAAGAAGACGUCCUGCCGGACAGUGGGCUUGAUCGGGGCCGUCUCCUACAUCGUCGGCAGCCUGCUGACCGUCUUCGUGCGCUCGACCAACGAGCUGCUCGUCUCGUUCGCCGUCUUCCAGGGUGCGGGCUUCGGUCUCAUGAUUCCGGUGUCGUACACCACGUUCAACGCGUACUUCGUCGAGAAGCGGGUGGUGAUGAUGAGCGUGGCGCAAACGCUGAUCGGCCUCGGCACCAUGUUCUAUCCCAUCUUCAUCCAGCGGACGAUGGAUGCGUUCGGGUUCCGGGGCUGCAUGGCGGUGCUGGCCGCCGUCAACAGCCACACGCUGGUGGCCAUGCUCGUGAUGCACCCGGUCGAGUGGCACAUGCGGCGCGUGCCGCUCGUGUCGGAGGCGGUCGAGGCGGAGGCCGAGCUGGACGAGAAACCGGAGCGCGCCGAGAAGGACGCGGAGAACGGGGACGGCCCGACGGAGCUGCCGAGCGCGCAAGCCCUGCACCAUCGGGGCCACCGACUGCGCGGAUCCCGGCGGGCCUCGUCGAUACCGGGACUGGGCAAUUGGUCCGGACCGGUCGUCGUGAGCGACAGCACCGAACGUGACAGCGAGCCGGCCACCAAGUGGCAGAUCCUGGUCGACUUUCUUGACCUGACGCUGCUGAAGGAUCCAAUUUACGUCAACAUCGUCCUCGGCAUCUCGUUCGCUCUCUACUCCGAUCUGGCCUUCUUCACCCUGCAGUCGAUGUACCUCUUCAUGAUGGCGUUCAGCAAGGCCGACGUUUCGCUAAUCAUCGCCAUCGGUGCCGGAGCGGAUCUAAUAUCGCGCAUCUUUCUGGCCAUUUCGAGCACAUGCUUGAACGUUAAGGCCCGAUACGUCUACCUAGCAGGAGCCCUCUUCACCAUUGCGGCACGUUUUGGAUUUUUGUGCGUGUUCGAUUUCUACGGAAUGGCCAUUGUGACCGCCAUCAUGGGUUUCCUUCGCACCUGGAUCCACGUCCCGAUGCCGCUAGUCUUUUCUGAGUAUUUGCCACAGGAGCGGUUUCCUUCCGGCUACGGGUUGUUUAUGUUCCUGCAGGGGAACAUUACGUUUGCCAUCGGGCCGCUCGUCGGGUACAUCCGCGACGUCACCGGAAGCUACACCAUAUCGUUCCACUGUCUCACGCUCGUGAUGGCGAUGUGCGUCAUACCGUGGUUCUUCGAGAUAUGCUACUACCGGCUGAAGCAGAAGGCGCACCGGAAGGCGGCGAGGAGGGAGGCAGCGGACGCGCACGUCACGAUACCGAUGAUACGCGAAACAAAGGAGUAGCUUUAAGCCCCAUUCUUAAGACAUUGCGACUAAAAUCGAUCACCAAACUAGUCAACUGCUCUACGAUGGUUGAACGCGUCGCCUUUCGAUUUCGAAAGGAAUUGUUGAACAAAUGGCGUUCUUGUUGGAGCCAUUUCACACCAAAAUAAAUUCACUUAUUGUCAACCGAUGGUUUUCAUGCGGACGUUGCCAUUAACCUUAUUGUACGAUACAAGUUUAAACUGAUGCUUGUCUGUUUAUCAUCACCAUGUGUCCAUUUUCUGUAAGUCCAACUUGAUUUUCGUUCGAGUUUCUAUCAUCAUAUUGGAAAAUUAUAUCUCAUGGAUUUCUUGUUUGGAAGCUAGUUAA